CAGGGAACUGUGUGGCCCAAUGCUUCACUAUACGAUACUGACGAACCUAUCAACUAAUGCCUCCAUUUUACCUGUAUUUAGCCGCUCUCCAAGCACUACAGCACUGCAGCCUCCAGAUGGCACUCCACGGUAGAGCUUCUUGCUGGUAUCGGGCAUGAUGUGCCGCAAUGUCUUUGAAGAUCUUCCAGCUGGACUCACUGCAUUUGUCCUAUCCCAAAGAGGAAAUAAAAUUAUCUGUCACUUCAAGUGCAGCGUUCAGACUGCCACCCGGCAUCCUUACGUCUUUGGAUAGGAUCGACGUGGCCAGUGCCUUAAGGUCUGGAACUAUGUGGGUAGGUCUCGACACAGCAUGCCGAAUUGACUUCCAAAUUUUAUUCAAUGGUAAACCGCUAGACAAAGUGAACCGUAUCCAAGUUCUAGAAUCUCUGGGGUAUCAUAUUCGUGAUGCGGGUCUAUGGUCUCAGCUGUCAUUGUCAAGCUCGCUCGAGAUUCCUCAGUUGGACUAUCUCGCAGCAUCGAAAAACGACUUCUCGAUUCAUAUCAGUCAAGGAGUCUCCUCCACAGCCUCCCAACCUCAGCCACGCGGUUGGGUAUUGGACAAUAUCGCCGUCAGAGCUCCAGAUUGUGUCCUCUGUACUCAACUGGAGAGACUGCAUGUUCAAUUAGACUUUCAUACAAUUCAGGGGGAAACUCCACACACACAAAAAAGACUGAAGCCAUGUCCACAAAAAAAAGACCUAUCAGAGUCGGCGCUGCUGCUCGACCGGCCCUUGCGUUGGGACAAGACCCAUCUAGAGCACUUUGAAAAAGUUGUGGAUGUUCAAUCCUGUGGCCCUCCAGGCUUGAUAGAUAAGUGCGUUGAGCAACCCAAAACCACAUCAGGUCAAGAACCCAACCCAACUUUAUCCAACCGCACGGUAUUUUCAGCCCGGAAAAAGCAUCAAAACUCUGAAACGACCGUUUCUUCCACAUCCACCAUCGCUGCACGCCAUGACGUCAAAGGAAGAAAAAUCCAAGGGCGAUACCCCAAAGAAAUAACCGACAAACUGAAAGCGUGGCUGGAGACCAAUACCUCCUGCCCUUAUCCUACCCCGGAUGAGAAGUUGGAGUUAAUGAAGGAAACUGGUUUGCAGAGGAGUCAGUUGAAUAGUUGGUUCAGCAAGGCUCGCAGCCGUUCGCUUCGAUCACCGAAAGUUGAAACUGUUGCGGAUGAAAUGUUGCUAGAACAUGUAGACGAGCACACUCACCUGCCCGAACAAUUUGAUAUAUUCGACACCGAUGAUAUGUUACUCUCUAUACCUGAUGAAAAGGUCUCACUAAAUAGAAAAUCGGAACAGCUCUGCCAUGGCGACAAGAGCUUGCCAGAGUACACAGAUAAUGUACCCUCGUUGACAUCCCAUUCGUCCACUGAAACUUUCUUGAUGUCUACUACCUCCUCGGUCUCUCGAAAACGGCCUCUGCUGCUUUCUACUGGAGAUACUAAUCAUGCAAUACUUUCACUUCCGUCUUCCUGCGAGCUUGUUUCCAGCGCUCUCUGUAUCCUUAUAGGCGGUUAUUCUAGUAGGCGAAGCCUGGCAAAUAUUACUGUCGAAAAAGCGCCUCCAAAAACCACGUUAUCUAGUCUCGCACCGGCAAUUUUCUGUCCUGGAUACAAGGAGUUGAUGGCACAUAAUUCUCGAUUUCUACCCACAAUUCUUCAUGCAUUUUCGUCGUCUUGGGUGCGGAAUUGCCAGGGUCCGGGAUUGAGAAGCAAGUUAAUUGCACUGACGAAUGCGAAAGUAUCUGAGUUGGAUGAUGUAUAUCGAGAAGGAUCUGGGCAGCACGGAUCAGUGGAGAGACUAAGCGCUGUGGUACAGACAAGACUGUGGGGUACCAUGCAGAGAAAGCUAUUUGACCCGGCUGUUGCCAGUAAGCUACAAUGCGAAACUUCCUAUAUGGAUAGAAGAGUGGAUGCAGAGGAGCUAGGCGAAGACGAGGAUCUCCUGGCCCCAAGUGAUAAAGAGAAGGAACUCGAUAGCAAGAGGAGGAUGAGCAUAGACCGGGGGGGCCUUAUUGGAGAUGAAUUCAUGGUUGAUGACGAGUUGUUAUUCGUAAAUGAUAAUAGGGACGCGGAACAGGAAGGACUGCUAGAUUAUUUCGAUGAUAAGGAAAGGCUAGCAGUCGAGAGGCAAACUGACGAGGUGUUAUUUUGGGAUGGGGAUGGAGAUUAUAAUGAUGACGGAGGUUCAGACAUAGUCUUAUCAUUUGACAGUGAAGUUGAAGAAGAAAGCAUGUUACUCUAGAACGGUUGGUGCAUCACGGAAGAUUUUUUUCAGGAGGUGAGAACAAUCAAAACCACCUACUUAUCGUUUCAACCAGCUCCAAUUUCCUUAAGCGCAUUUGAAGGUUGAGAAUUAGCCAGAAAAUCUCUCAAUAACGGA
This is a messenger RNA of Amorphotheca resinae ATCC 22711, 2420 nucleotides long. RefSeq lists its product as hypothetical. The coding region runs from base 168 to 2282 and encodes 704 amino acids. Gene Ontology annotation, biological process: regulation of transcription by RNA polymerase II. NCBI's taxonomy places the organism in Eukaryota, Fungi, Ascomycota, Leotiomycetes, Helotiales, Amorphothecaceae. The record is from RefSeq and is a predicted model, not a curated record. The transcript is spliced from 3 exons. Gene Ontology annotation, molecular function: DNA-binding transcription factor activity, RNA polymerase II-specific; RNA polymerase II cis-regulatory region sequence-specific DNA binding.